This is a messenger RNA of Hydatigera taeniaeformis, 411 nucleotides long. The record is from the annotation of a GenBank genome assembly. Lineage: Eukaryota; Metazoa; Platyhelminthes; Cestoda; Cyclophyllidea; Taeniidae.
AUGCAAGCUCUGGAAGACUACAAAAUCAGUCCCGUCACUGGAUGUCUACUGAGACAGCCUACGACACCGCCACCUUCGCUUUUGCCUUUCAAAAGGCUCUUGGAGCAUUCCGAUGAACUGCUCAAUGCUGACAAACUUCGGGAAUCCAUUGAAAAGCUACCGGCACUGGAUAUGGCUCAACUGAAGAGCCAUGAGGAGAAGCGUUUGGCUCACAAAAUUUUAGCCUUUCUGGCAGCCCAAUAUGUCUGGCAAAAAUGUGACUCGGAUCCAGCCGAAAUUCUACCUGCUGUCAUUGCAAUGCCGUUAAUUGAGGUGUCCAUCGAGUUGGGCUGUCAACCAUUGCUGGGACACGUUGAUCUCGUCCUUUCCAACUCUUUCCCAGAAAAAACACAGCUGCUUCAGCGCCAGUAA